GCUGUCACCCCGUGCGGAACAAGUCUUCCAAAUUUCCCCAAAUCGCCCUGGGCGGGAGGGCGGCCGUCUUCCUUCACGUCCGGGUCGUGACCCCGCCUCCACCGAGCCUCAGAGACUACCUUAGCCAUCAUGGAGGUGGCGGAGGCGGGGAGCCCCCUGAACCCCAGCUGUAAGAUAAUGACUUUCAGACCCUCCAUGGAGGAGUUCCGGGAGUUCAACAAAUACCUUGCCUACAUGGAGUCGAAAGGAGCUCACCGAGCAGGUCUUGCAAAGGUGAUUCCUCCCAAGGAAUGGAAGCCAAGACAAUGCUAUGAUGACAUUGAUAAUUUGCUUAUUCCAGCACCAAUUCAGCAGAUGGUCACAGGGCAGUCGGGACUGUUUACUCAAUACAACAUUCAGAAAAAGGCCAUGACUGUGAAGGAGUUCAGACAGCUGGCCAACAGUGGCAAAUAUUGUACUCCAAGAUACUUGGAUUAUGAAGAUUUGGAACGCAAAUACUGGAAAAAUUUAACUUUUGUGGCACCUAUCUAUGGUGCAGAUAUUAAUGGGAGCAUAUAUGAUGAGGGUGUGGAUGAAUGGAACAUAGCCCGCCUAAAUACUGUCUUGGAUGUAGUGGAAGAAGAGUGCGGCAUUUCUAUUGAGGGUGUGAAUACUCCCUACCUCUAUUUUGGCAUGUGGAAAACCACAUUUGCAUGGCACACCGAGGACAUGGACCUCUACAGCAUUAACUAUCUCCACUUUGGAGAGCCCAAGUCUUGGUAUGCUAUACCUCCGGAGCAUGGGAAACGACUUGAAAGACUAGCCCAAGGAUUUUUCCCAAGCAGCUCCCAAGGUUGUGAUGCAUUUCUUCGCCACAAGAUGACAUUGAUUUCUCCUUCUGUAUUGAAAAAGUAUGGAAUUCCCUUUGACAAGAUAACCCAGGAGGCUGGGGAAUUCAUGAUCACUUUUCCAUAUGGCUACCAUGCUGGUUUCAAUCAUGGUUUCAACUGUGCAGAGUCUACAAAUUUUGCUACUGUCAGAUGGAUUGACUAUGGAAAAGUUGCUAAAUUGUGCACUUGCAGGAAAGACAUGGUGAAAAUUUCAAUGGAUAUCUUUGUGAAGAAAUUUCAGCCAGACAGAUACCAGCUUUGGAAACAAGGAAAGGAUAUAUACACCAUUGACCACAUAAAGCCUACUCCAGAGUCUACUCCUGAAGUAAAAGCCUGGCUACAGAGGAGGAGGAAAGUACAAAAGGCACCCAAGAGUGUCCAGGGAAGUAGGUCUCACUCAAAGAGGCCUAAGGCUGAAGAGGAUGAAGAAAUGUCCGCUCAAGACAAUGGGGAGGAGGUGCCCAGUUCUGACCUAGGCUCAGAGAACCUCAAGGUUGCAGGAAAGCCAAAAGGGGGGUCAAAGCUGGAAAAGACGGACACACCUUCAGAAGAGGCCUCUGUCAGCAGGAUGCAGGUGGAUCAAAAUUUCUCAGAUAAUACCAAACUCUCAGGAAACAGCUGCUUAAAUGCAUCUAAAAUGGAGGAAACAAAAACUGAAGAUGACAAAGCCUACACCAUAAGUGUCUCAUAUAUGUCCCAGGAGGCCAAUGAUUCUACGCCAUUGUCUAGUGGCCUGGUAAAGGUGGAGGAAUCAGACCCACGUAAGCACCUGUGGCAAAAGUCUCCCGAGUUUGGUUCCUCAGUGGCAGAGAGCAAUGAUGUGUUUACAGAGGGAGAAGAGAGUGAUGUAGAAGACCGGGGAAGUGGCCUGGAACCUGGGGAAAUCUCAGCAGUCCUCAGUGAAGAUAGAAAUGACUUCAAGGUCCCUGGCAUGAUAGAGGGAGAGACCAAAACUGCUAAGAGUUGGCGUCAUCCACUUAGUAAGCCUCCAGCCAGAUCUCCAAUGACUCUUGUAAAGCAGCAGGCAGCAAGUGAUGAAGAAUUGCCUGAGGUCCCAUCUACUGAGGAAGAAGUAGAAGAAACAGAAUCCUGGGCAAAGCCUCUCAUUCAUCUUUGGCAAACAAAAUCUCCCAAUUUUGUGGCUGAGCAAGAGUAUAAUGCUGCUGUAGCAAAGAUGGAGCCACACUGUGCCAUUUGCACUCUGCUCAUGCCAUACUAUAAGCCAGAUAGCAGCAAUGAAGAAAAUGAUUUGAGAUGGGAGACAAAAUUGAAUGAAGUGGUUACUUUGGGAGGAAAGACUAAGCCCCUCAUUCCAGAGAUGUGUUUUAUUUAUAGUGAAGAAAACAUAGAAUAUUCCCCACCUAAUGCCUUCCUGGAAGAGGACGGAACAAGUCUUCUGAUUUCCUGUGCGAAGUGCUGUGUACGAGUUCAUGCAAGUUGUUAUGGUGUCCCUUCUCAUGAGAUCUAUGAUGGAUGGCUAUGUGCCCGCUGCAAAAGAAAUGCAUGGACAGCAGAAUGUUGUCUCUGCAAUUUGAGAGGUGGUGCUCUGAAGCAAACUAAGAACAAUAAGUGGGCCCAUGUCAUGUGUGCUGUUGCAGUCCCAGAAGUUCGAUUCACUAAUGUCCCAGAAAGGACACAAAUAGAUGUAGGCAGAAUACCUUUACAGAGGUUAAAAUUGAAAUGCAUCUUCUGCAGACAUCGGGUAAAGAGGGUCUCUGGAGCAUGCAUCCAGUGUUCCUAUGGCCGAUGCCCAGCUUCCUUCCAUGUCACAUGUGCCCAUGCUGCUGGGGUACUGAUGGAGCCUGACGAUUGGCCUUACGUGGUGAACAUAACGUGCUUCCGCCAUAAGGUUAACCCAAAUGUGAUGCUGCAGGAAGCUGAUGCACCAGUGCAGGUGAGCGGAGAUGGGGAACAGCGGCCAUAUCUUGGUUUUGGAGACACUUCGAAGAUAGACUUAAAGGCCUUGAAGUCUAAGGCAUGUGAGAAGGCCAUCUCUGUGGGUCAGACAGUCAUCACAAAGCAUCGGAACACGCGGUACUACAGCUGCAGGGUGAUAGCAGUGACGUCACAAACCUUCUAUGAGGUCAUGUUUGAUGAUGGCUCCUUUAGCAGGGACACAUUUCCUGAAGAUAUUGUGAGCCGAGACUGUGUGAAGCUAGGCCCUCCUGGAGAGGGAGAAGUUGUCCAAGUCAAGUGGCCAGAUGGCAAACUCUACGGAGCAAAAUACCUUGGAUCAAAUGUUGCCUAUAUGUACCAGGUUGAAUUUGAAGAUGGAUCCCAGAUAGCAAUGAAGAGAGAGGAUAUCUACACCUUAGACGAAGAACUACCCAAGAGGGUGAAGGCUCGCUUUUCCACAGCCUCUGACAUGCGAUUUGAAGACACAUUUUAUGGAGCAGACAUUAUCCAAGGGGAGAGGAAGAGACAAAGAGUGCUGAGCUCCAGGUUCAAGAAUGAAUAUGUGGAUGACCCUGUGUAUCGCACUUUUUUGAAGAGCUCUUUCCAGAAGAAGUGUCAGAAGAGGCAGUAGUCUACCCAUGGUGCUGCAGGCCACGAGCAGCUCAGGCUGGAAGAGGAAAGAUGAAGGGACAGCUUUGGGGCCGAGCCCUGUGUUACUCUGGGAUAGGUGGCUGGGUGCAUCUUUCAACAGUGGUGAAGAAGGUUUCCAGAGUUUGAUGACCAAGCAAAUAAAACUCAUGUAUUUUCACUUGGCUUCAGCAAUCUGAAGUCAUCCCUCCAUCUUACUCUCACUUGGAGCAAUUAUUCUCUGUGAUCCCAAAGAAUUUUUCUUAAGUGAAAAAAAGUCGUAGUGAAUAAUGCACUAGAAAGAGCCACUGCCAGAGAUGAGGUAGGUCUCCAUGCGCAGCUCAGGCCCCUCAGGAAACACAUGGAGGGUCCCCUCCCCAAGCCCAGCAGGUGGGAGGCUGGUAAUUUAUAUAUUUUUCACAGUCAGGGAAGGACUUUCACUUAUUUGUUUUAAAUGGCAGUUUUUAUAAAACAUUUUUAAAACACAAAUGGCAUGUAUGGUAAUGAGAUUUACCCGUGUGCUAUCUGUAUUCCCUUGUACAGAACUUUUACAUUUUUUAUAUUCCUAUUACUUUUGAUUGUGUCUGAUGAGAACUGAGUCAGCCUUCGUGAAAUGAAAUUUUUGGCUCUUGAGGAGGAAUUGUUAUGACUUCUAUGGGAAUUUUAUAUAUUUAAAGAGGGAGAUCUGGGGCUGUUAUUUUUAAACACUUUUUUUCAUAAUACCUAUUCUGAGUAGCUAUUUAUAAAAUAUAUGUUUCUUUCAUUAUGUGUUUGUAAAAUUAGAGUUUAAAGAAAUAUGCCUUGAUGCAUAGUUUUUACCUAAUAUAACAUGAAUUUUUUUUCUUUUUAAAACAGCCUGAAAUGUAGUCGUGUUUAAAAAUAAAGAUUUCCAUUUU
Molecule: messenger RNA, 4288 nt
Organism: Dipodomys ordii (Ord's kangaroo rat)
Lineage: Eukaryota; Metazoa; Chordata; Mammalia; Rodentia; Heteromyidae
Gene: Kdm4c
Product: lysine (K)-specific demethylase 4C
Exons: 23
Coding region: 130-3396 (1088 amino acids)
Biological process (GO): chromatin remodeling
Cellular component (GO): nucleus
Molecular function (GO): histone H3K9 demethylase activity; histone H3K36 demethylase activity
Source: RefSeq, a predicted model, not a curated record